CCCAAAUAUAGGUUAAAAAAUAAAAUUAAUAGAAAACAAACGCAAUAGAUGUAAAAUCGCUGCCGGAACCACAGUGGCGGAGGAGGAGGAAAGUUUGAAGCUAUAUUUCUGGCAAAGUUUUCACCUUUUGGCGUUAUAUGGGAGUUUAAAUGUUGGGUUAUUAGUUUGAAGGUUUAUUAAGCUUUGAAAUUCCUUUUAGUUAAUCAUAUUGUGAUUGUGGUUUUGAUUGGGAGACUUUAGUUGAAUUUAAAAGGCUAGUGUGUUUGAUGGAAGACAAUUUAGGUUCCGAUUCGGUUCCUUCGGGUCCGAUUGACAAGUCUAGGGUUAUGACUGUUAAGCCAUUGAGAUGUCUUGUACCGGUUUUUCCGUCACAUUCGGGUUCAUCUGCAUCACCACAGGCUCCUCCGUUCGCAUUUGGUGCUCCAACUGCUCCGUUCCCCCCUGGAGCGGCUCAGUUUUUCCCCUUUGUUGGUUCACACGAGUCUCAAACGCCCGCUAGUGUACCCAAUCAAGGAAUACCUGACACUAACCCUAUUGUAUCACCAGUCCCUUUGAAUUCCUUUCGAACACCGGCCCCACCGGUCCCACCAGUUAACACUAGUGGCAGAGGGAGACCAAAAGGGAGCACCAAGAGUCAUGAACCGUAUGACGAUGGAUAUAUGCAAAACGGUGGUUAUGAAAACGGGUUCACUAUCGAUACAGAGGAUAGCAGUGAUGCCACUAGGCGAAAACGUAAAGCGCGUAAAAUCGUCAAGGGCCCAGAAGCGGUAGCAGUUUCUAAUUCCGAGGUUGACAUUGAUGAAAUGGUUAAUCAUCUUUUAAGAUCGUUUAAUCUUGUGGAUAUCAAUACGUCACUUCAAGCUGAUAGUGAUCGUGAUUUGGUCCAACGUGUGGUUUUGGUUUAUAAUUUACUAAGGAGAAAAAUCAUGCAGCUUGAUGAUGCAAAAGGGAUUAUUCCCGGUAUAUCAAGACGAGCUGAUUUAAGAUCGGGUACAAUCUUGAUGAAUAAAGGAGCCCGGGCUAAUACAAGACGACGGAUCGGUGCAGUACCCGGGGUCAAUAUAGGUGACGUAUUCUUUUUCCGAAUGGAACUAUGCUUAGCUGGACUUCACGCACCGAUUAUGGCCGGGAUUGAUUAUUUAAAUUCUAAGGUUAGCGGUGAUGAAGAGCCCAUUGCCGUCAGUAUUGUUACUUCUGGUGGAUAUGAAGAUGACGGAGAUGACGGUGAGGUUUUGAUUUAUAGUGGUCAAGGUGGUGGUCAAAGGAAUGAUAAGUUAAUAACGGAUCAAAAGCUUGAAAGGGGUAAUCUCGCUUUAGAAAAAAGUUUGCAUAAAGGUAAUGAGGUACGGGUCGUUCGUGGGCUUAAAGAUGGGACGAAUGUAACCGGGAAAAUAUACGUUUAUGAUGGUGUAUACAAACUCCAUGAAUCGUGGAUCGAAAAAGGAAAAUCGGGUUGCAAUGUUUUCAAGUACAAAUUGAUUCGGGUUGCGGGUCAACCCGAAGGGUUCAUGUUAUGGAAGUCAAUUCAACAAUGGAGAGAUGGUGUUACUGCACGGGUUGGUGUUAUCUUACCCGAUCUUACUUCCGGUGCGGAAAAUUUACCCAUUUGUCUCGUAAACGAUGUGGAUAGUGAAAAGGGCCCUGCGUAUUUUACUUACUCUUCGAGUUUAAAGUUUGCAAAACCGUUUCGUUCGUCUAAAUCUUCAAUCUGUAGAUGCUCUAAUGGAUGUCAGCCCGCCACUAACUGCCCUUGUGUUGAAAAAAACGGUGGUUAUCUUCCGUAUUCUAUCGGUGGUGUUCUUUUAAGUCAUAAUUCGGUGAUUCAUGAGUGCGGGUCUUCUUGUUUAUGUCCUUCCACUUGUAGAAACCGGGUUUCUCAAACAGGCCUCAAACUUCAUUUGGAAGUGUUCCGAACGAAGGACAAGGGUUGGGGGCUUAGGUCAUGGGAUCCGAUCCGGGCUGGAGCUUUUAUAUGCGAGUAUGCAGGUGACGUGAUUGAAAACGGUAGCGAUAGUGAUGAUGAAUACGUAUUUGAUUCAACCCGGUCUUUUGAGGCUUUGGAGCCCAUUCCUACUGACGAGCCCGUUAAGCCUCCGUUUCCCGUAAUUGUCAGUGCCAAAAAUAAAGGAAAUGUGGGUCGGUUUAUGAACCAUAGCUGUUUGCCUAAUGUAUGUUGGCAGCCGAUUUUGCGUGAAAACGAAGAGGAAUGUCAUCUUCAUAUUGGAUUUUACGCGAUCAAACACAUUCCGCCGUUGCAAGAGUUAACGUACGAUUAUGGAAUUCCACAGGCUGAGAAGAAAAACGGGCCCCAGAGAAAAAAGUGUUUGUGUGGGUCGACCAAAUGCAGAGGUUACUUUUACUAAGAAGAUGGUGAUGGUGAAUGUCAAAUGUUGUUCAAAGGUUAGAGUUCUGUUUUUUAGUUGUAGUAUGUUUUUAUGGUGUUGAUGUGUUCUAAUUGUAGGUAAGCUGAAUUGAAACUUAGUAUUUUAUCAGUCAUUGGUAGUCAUUUAGUUACUUUUCAGUUUUCACAA
This is a messenger RNA of Helianthus annuus (common sunflower), 2531 nucleotides long. Its product is annotated as histone-lysine N-methyltransferase, H3 lysine-9 specific SUVH1. The record is from RefSeq and is a predicted model, not a curated record. The transcript has 2 exons. Gene Ontology annotation, cellular component: nucleus. NCBI's taxonomy places the organism in Eukaryota, Viridiplantae, Streptophyta, Magnoliopsida, Asterales, Asteraceae. Gene Ontology annotation, molecular function: protein binding; histone methyltransferase activity; zinc ion binding. Bases 267 to 2363 code for a protein of 698 amino acids.